UUGCGCCUUGCCCGCUAACCACCAUGGUCUCCCGCAGCCUGCUCGUCUUCACGAUUGGUAUUGUUUUCGCUGGAGGAGCGAGCGCUGCAGACCAAGCGAGUUCCUCUGACAAGGGUAGCAUCUCGCGCGGCACUGCAGCAGGCAUUCUUAUCGCCCUCGCCUGCACCUUGACGCUCGCUCUCCUGCUCCUCGAGCGUCGACGAAAGCGCAAAAUUAUGGCCAGCCGCGCGAGGUUCAUGGAGAGCAGACCUCCGAGGACCCCGCUGCCGAGCAGAAGGCCUUCUACCCAUUGCCGUAGCCAACCAUGGAGAAUAAGCCCGUCCUUACGCCGCGAUGGGGAUCCUGCACUGUUCAUGGCGAUGGAAAUUGUGGCGCCACCUCCAACGUAUGAUGCCGCGCUGAGAGACAAGCAGCCUCCCUAUUAUCAACAGACAUCUUCGUCCGUGAUCAGUGCGGCCAAGUCAGAACCAUCUAUCGCCACGCAGAAUCAGGAAGGCCCAAAUCCGUGCUGACUCGCAGUUUUGAUGCGGCUUUAUUCUCGAUAGAACAUAUAUACUGACUUUGUUGUGAAGCGCUUCUACUCCUGUUUUCGUCUGGGGACGUGCCGAUGCCUCGCAGCAGCCGGCGAUAGCCUGCCUUCGCGCGUACAGAGGGUGCUGCUUCGAUUUGCUUGUGGUGUGUGUAAUUCCGCGCUCCUCCCCUACCAGUGUGCUAUCUGCGCCGUCCAUGUUCAAGCGCGGUAUAUUUAACAUUGUGCCAUGGUACUAGUUUUCAUGAUGGCGAUAUGUAGUCUCCAGAUCGUCGCUACUAGAG
This is a messenger RNA of Schizophyllum commune H4-8, 813 nucleotides long. RefSeq lists its product as uncharacterized. Lineage: Eukaryota; Fungi; Basidiomycota; Agaricomycetes; Agaricales; Schizophyllaceae. The transcript is spliced from 4 exons. Bases 24 to 512 code for a protein of 162 amino acids. The record is from RefSeq and is a predicted model, not a curated record.